AUGUGCAAAGGUUCUAAGACCGCUCUUUCGCCUUCCAACACCAACAACAUGGAAGAACCUUCGUUUAAGCAGAAAGGCAGCACCUUGUCUACCUGCUCAGUUCUGCUCGAGCUUGCUGCCUCUGACGAUCUCGUUUUCUUCAGAAACGAAGUCGAGGGAAAAGGGCUGGAUGUUAAUGAAGCAAGCUACUGGUAUAUCAGAAGAAACGGUUCUCGGAAGAUGGGUUUUGAACUCAGAACCCCUCUCAUGAUUGCUGCCUUGUUCGGAAGCACAAGCGUGGUGAAGUACAUCAUUGCAACUGGCAGAGUCGAUGUCAACAGAGCUUGUGGCUCCGAUAAGGUUACUGCGUUGCACUGUGCUGUAGCUGGUGGCUCGAAUUCCUCGGCCGAGAUCGUCAAGGUGUUGCUUGAUGCUUCGGCUGAUGCUGAUUGUGUCGAUGUUAAUGGAAACAAGCCGGAGGAUCUCUUCAUGUCUUCCUCCAAAUGCCCUUGCAAUUCGAGGAGGAAGCUGAUCGAGUCGUUGCUCAAGGGUGAGAGUUUGAGUGAAGAUGAGGAGGAGAAGCUUAUCAUGGCAGUUCCUACUCAGCUUGCUAAAGAGGGAGCUACGGAGAGGAAAGAGUAUCCUAUCGAUGUGUCGCUCCCUGAUAUCAACACCGGGGUGUAUGGUACCGAUGAGUUCAGGAUGUAUUCAUUCAAGGUCAAGCCAUGCUCGAGGGCAUAUUCCCAUGACUGGACCGAGUGUCCCUUUGUCCACCCUGGGGAGAACGCUAGGAGAAGGGACCCAAGGAAGUACCCUUACAGCUGUGUCCCUUGCCCUGAAUUCCGAAAGGGCUCGUGCCAGAAGGUUGAUUCCUGUGAGUAUGCUCAUGGUGUGUUCGAGUCGUGGCUGCAUCCUGCUCAGUAUCGGACAAGGCUUUGCAAGGACGAGACUGGUUGUGGGAGGAAAGUCUGUUUCUUUGCUCACAAGGUUGAGGAGUUGAGACCAGUCCAUGCCGCCACAGGUUCAGCUAUGCUUUCUCCUCCCAGGUCUUCUGCUUCUGGAAUGGAGAUGCCUUCUUUGAGCCCACUAUCUCUGGGUUCGAUGUCUAUGUCAUUGCCUACCGCUUCCACUCCUCCCAUGUCACCUUUAGCAACUGCGUCUUCGUCCCCAAAGAGUGGGGGGUUGUGGCAGAACAAGAUCAACUUCACCCCACCUGCUUUGCAACAUCCAGGAAGCAGGUUGAAGACUGCUAUGAAUGCUCGAGAUUUCGAUUUGGAGCUGGAGUUGCUCAGGUUCGAGAACCAGACCAACCAGCUACAUCAACAGCAGUUGAUGGAAGAGAUUUCGGGUCUCUCCUCACCAACCUGCUGGAGAGACUUGAAUCCUACUAACCUAGAUGAUUCAUAUCAUUCUCCAACGGGUCUUCAGAUGCGCCAGAACGUGAACCAACUCCGAUCGAGUUACCCUUCCAAUGUGUCAUCUCCCCAAUCGGUAAGGAAGCUCGGGUCAUAUGGAGGGUUCGAUUCGUCCGCUGCAGUGGCUGCUGCUGUGAUGAACUCUAGGUCCUCGGCUUUUACAAAACGGAGCCAGAGUUUCAUUGACCGUGGUGCAGCAGCCAACAACAACCGCCAUGGAUUCACCGGGCCGACAGCCAACUCAGUUUCGAUGAUGUCACCCCCCAACAAUCUCUCCGACUGGGGCUCACCCGACGGGAGGCUCGAUUGGGGGAUGCAAGGAGACGAGCUUAACAAGCUCAAGAGGUCUGCUUCUUUCGGCUUCAGAGGCAGCCACAACAAUAGCCCCACAACCAGGCCUGCAAGUUUGGCUAUGUCGAACAAUGGCGAGCCAGACGUUUCGUGGGUUAACUCGCUGGUCAAGGACGUUCCUUCUAGCAUCGAUGGAGGUGGUUUUCGCGAGAAUCGUUUCAGCAACGGGAGUGGCGUUCGUGAGUCUUCCAUUCCACCAUGGAUGGAGCAGAUGUAUAUAGAGCAGGAGCAGAUGGUGGCAUAA
Messenger RNA from Linum tenue, 1989 nucleotides. Lineage: Eukaryota; Viridiplantae; Streptophyta; Magnoliopsida; Malpighiales; Linaceae. The record is from the annotation of a GenBank genome assembly.